AUGUAUAAUGGAAUAGGUCUCACAACUCCGCGUGGAAGUGGUACAAACGGAUAUGUCGUACGCAACCUAUCGGUCUUGCGCGUUCACGACUCGGCUGCAGAGAGAGCAAGUGCUUGGGAUGUAGCGCCUCCGAAACAUAGGGAACCAGAUGCAGAAAUUCUGGAGCAUGAGCGGAAGCGCAAGGUCGAAGUCAAAUGUCUCGAAUUGCAGCUGGAGUUGGAGGAGAAAGGCGUUGAGGAAGAUAAAAUCGAGGAGCAAGUCAACCAGCUCCGCACAAAACUGCUGGCGGAUCUGAAUGCGACGAGCAUCGACGCGAAAGGGCUGAAGCCGUCAGACACCCAUGGCAUUGCCGCAGCAAAGAAGGCCGAGUUGAGCAAGAUGGCACGGGCGUUGGGCACGCGGAGCGACUACAUGGAGGGUGAGGCGUUCGACAGGGAGAAACAAGAAGAGAAGAAGAUGCGGCGUUUGGCAGAGCGAGAGGAAAGAGACAGGCAACGGGAGGAGGAACGAGAGAGGAUGCAGGUGCAGAAGGAGAAGUGGGAGGCCGAGAGAAAGGAGAGGGACCGUCUGCGGAGGAGGGAAGAGGACAGAAGGAGAAAAGAGCGGGAGGAGGAGAUGAAGAGGAGAGAGCGCAUGCCACCGCCUCCGUUACCACCCUCAAGAGACAGAGACAGGGAUAGGGAUCGCAAUUACCGCGACCACAGAGACAGGCGCAGCAGGAGUCCUGUUUUACGUCGCAGCCCGCCUCGGGACAGAGACUACCGACGCCCCCCUUCGAGAUCACCGUCUUCACCUCCACGCAGCCGUCACCUCACCUCUCUCUCUCGCUCACCUCCUCCAGUACCCUCGCGCCGCCCUGCUUCAAGAUCGCCGUCUCCACCGCCGCCCCCACGCAAUCGACGUCGUUUCGAGUCACGCUCUCCGUCGCCUCCCGUACGCUAUCGUCGCUCAGGUUCAGUCGAGCCCCCAUCACGUGGCGAGAGGGGUGCGCCUGUGUUUGGGUCUCUCCCUCCUCAUCCCCCUUUGAGUACGGAUUUGGACGACGAGCGGGAUCGCUCGAGGUCUCCUCCUCCGCAUUUGCGCCGGGAUCGUCGUCGCUCACCGUCGAGGUCUUCUUCUCGCUCUCCAGUGCCGCGCGAAGACUCGCCCAAGCGAGGACGGAGUGUCAAGAGUUAUUCACGUUCCCCAUCACCCAUGCCACAGGACGACCGUUCGCCUCCGCGUCGACGCGGGCGGUCGGCGUCAACGGCCUUGGACAACUUUGGCGGGUGCAGGUCAGGCAUGCAUCGUAUUGCACGCUCUGCGGGGCAAGUUGCCUGCCGCAAUCGCAGGAUCGCGAGCAUCCGCUUCUCAUCAUCUCUCUCAGAGCACACGUCUCGCGCUGCCCCCGCGCUGCCCCCCGCGCCAAGCACCCGAUUCACUGCCGUCUCCCACUCGGAGGAUGCAUCUAGUGUUCCCCCGAGCGUGAAAGCCCUUCUGGCUAGGUCGGAAGCGUACAUCUUGCCGGUAUACGCCCGCCCGCCUUUUGUUCUCGCGCGCGGCAAGGGGGCGUAUGUCUGGGAUACACAGGACCGCAAGUACCUUGAUUUCAGUGCGGGCAUCGCGGUUAACGCUUUGGGACAUGCCGACGAGGAACUCGCGAAGGUCAUGGCAGCGGAGGCCGCGAAACUGAUGCACACCAGCAACGUCUACCACCACCAGUGGGCGGGCAAGCUCGCCGAGCUCCUCGUGACCCUCACACAACGCGAAGGCGGGCUCGGCUGGGAGCGGGGCUCGGCACACCCAUCCAGCGGCUCGAGCAGCGGCGCCAAAGUAUUUUUCGCGAACUCGGGGACAGAGGCGAACGAGGGCGCGCUGAAGUGCGCGCGGAAGGUAGGCAAGCUGCGCUGGGCGGCCACCACGGGCAAGUCAUGGGACGACCCCGCGUGCGACAAGUACGAAUUCGUGUGCUUCCGGAGCGCGUUCCACGGGCGGUCCAUGGGCGCGCUGAGCGUCACGCCUAACGCGAAAUACCAGGACCCGUUCGCUCCUCUAAUUCCCGGGGUGAAGGUGGGCCGGCUGAACGUGGCAGACGACCUGGAGGAGUUGAUCAGCGACAAGACGUGUGCGGUGAUUGUCGAGCCGGUACAGGGCGAAGGCGGCAUCCACCCUGCAGAUGUGGAGUGGCUGCGCUUGCUCAGGAAGAAGUGCGACGAGGCGGGCGCGGUGCUGAUUUAUGAUGAAAUUCAGUGUGGGCUUUACAGGACGGGAACUCUUUGGGCUCAUUCGUCGAUGCCCGUGGGUGCGCAUCCUGACGUGGUAACAAUGGCGAAGCCGCUUGCGAAUGGGUAUCCUAUCGGCGCAGUUCUGAUGCGAGAUUCUGUGGCAGAACCCAUGACUAUAGGCGCACACGGUACGACAUUCGGCGGGUCACCACUUGCAUGCGCACUGGGAUAUCACGUUCUGUCGCGCAUGUCAGAGCCCGAAUUCGUGGCGAAUAUCGCGGAGACAAGCUCGUAUUUGCGUGGACGGCUGAGCCUUCUACCAAAGUGGUUCCCCGACAUCCUCCUGCCAGAGGUGCGUGGGCGGGGGCUAAUUUUUGGGCUGGGCUUCAAGGACCCGAGCGAUCCAGCAAAAUUGGUCGGUAUGGCACGACAGCGGGGGGUGCUGUUACUGACGGCGGGCAGAGACGCUGUACGGCUUGUUCCGAGUCUGAAUAUUGCAAAGGCCGAGGUUGACCUGGCGAUGGAGGUGGUGGAGAGCUGUCUGCACGUGUUGCAGAACGAGUGA
This is a messenger RNA of Sparassis crispa, 2769 nucleotides long. Its product is annotated as acetylornithine and succinylornithine aminotransferase. The record is from RefSeq and is a predicted model, not a curated record. Gene Ontology annotation, molecular function: transaminase activity; identical protein binding; pyridoxal phosphate binding. Gene Ontology annotation, cellular component: mitochondrial matrix. Lineage: Eukaryota; Fungi; Basidiomycota; Agaricomycetes; Polyporales; Sparassidaceae. The transcript has 9 exons. Bases 1 to 2769 code for a protein of 922 amino acids.